AUGGCCGUAGCAGCGCUCACAAUGUACGCCCCACCCACGGCGGUAAGUAACGCGUAUCAAGAACUCGCCCGAGAGGUCGCGCAACGCCUCGGUAUCCCCCUGGAAUCCCCGCCACCAGAUCUACCAACACUAUGGCAUCACCCCCAACUCCUCCUCGCCCAAACUUGCGGCUACCCAUAUGUGACCGAACUGCGCCCCACAGUAAAACUUGUCGCUGCUCCGCGCUACACCCUCCCCGGCUGCGAGGGCGCCACGCACUGCUCCUUCAUCCUCGUGCCAGCGUCCUCCGCCGCGACCACCCUAGCCGACCUACGAGGCAAGCGCGUAGCCAUGAACAGCCCAGACUCCAACAGCGGCAUGAAUCUCCUGCGCCUGGCCGUGGCGCCGCUCGCGAAGCAAGGCCGUUUCUUCAGUCAGGUGGUCGAGAGUGGGAGCCAUGCGGAAAGCAUGGCACGUCUGAAGCAAGGGCGUGCUGACGUGGCUGCUGUAGACGCGGUGACGUUCGGGUAUCUGCGGCGCGACCUGCCGGAGCUCGUUGAGGGCCUGCGUAUACUGCAGCGGACAAGGCAGAGCCCGACGCUACCUUUGAUUACGGCGGCUGGGCGCACUGAGCAGGAAGUUGAGGGCUUGCGGGAGGCAUUGGCGAAGACGUUGGCUGAGCGGCCGGACCUCGCUGAGAUUCUGGCUAUACAGGGGUUCGAUGCGGUGGACGAGGGUACUUAUCUCCCGAUAUUGGAUUGGGAGCAUCAGGCUAUCGAGCAAAACUAUCCGACUAUUGGCUAG
This is a messenger RNA of Cyphellophora europaea CBS 101466, 783 nucleotides long. RefSeq lists its product as uncharacterized. The record is from RefSeq and is a predicted model, not a curated record. Lineage: Eukaryota; Fungi; Ascomycota; Eurotiomycetes; Chaetothyriales; Cyphellophoraceae. The coding region runs from base 1 to 783 and encodes 260 amino acids. The transcript has a single exon.